AUGGCCAUUGAAGGAGACGAAGCAAAUGGAGAAAAAAUAUUUAAGGGCAGGUGUGCUCAAUGCCAUACUAUAACUGCCGGAGGGGGACAUAAACAGGGUCCAAACUUAUACGGAAUUCUUGGUCGCACAGCUGGAACGAUCGCUAGCUAUGAUUACUCCAAGGCUAACAAAGAGUCUGGCGUUGUUUGGUCUGAUCAAACUUUAUUUGAAUACCUGCUAAACCCAAAAAAGUACAUACCGAAAACCAAGAUGAACUUUCCUGGUAUCAAAAGCGAGAAGGAUCGCUCAGAUCUUAUUGCCUAUAUGCGAAAAGUAUCUGCAUAAUACGAAUGAAAAAUUUUUUGAUCUAAAAUAUCGGUCAAUAAGCGUCACUGAAAGAUGUGCAUUUUGAAUAAAUCUUGAAUUGAACGAAUAG
Molecule: messenger RNA, 415 nt
Organism: Schistocerca gregaria
Lineage: Eukaryota; Metazoa; Arthropoda; Insecta; Orthoptera; Acrididae
Exons: 5
Coding region: 1-324 (107 amino acids)
Biological process (GO): mitochondrial electron transport, ubiquinol to cytochrome c; mitochondrial electron transport, cytochrome c to oxygen
Cellular component (GO): mitochondrial intermembrane space
Molecular function (GO): electron transfer activity; heme binding
Source: RefSeq, a predicted model, not a curated record